Messenger RNA from Vicia villosa (hairy vetch), 687 nucleotides. RefSeq lists its product as uncharacterized. The transcript has a single exon. Lineage: Eukaryota; Viridiplantae; Streptophyta; Magnoliopsida; Fabales; Fabaceae. The coding region runs from base 1 to 687 and encodes 228 amino acids. The record is from RefSeq and is a predicted model, not a curated record.
AUGCAUUGGGAACCUAAGCCUACUAGCUCGUGGAUACUAAAGAACAUAGCUAAGGUACGAGAUAUUACUAUGCAGAGUGAGUAUUGGAAUGAUAGUGUUCAGCAGAGCAUAUUCAACACUAAUGCUAUGUACAAGGAUUUGAGAGGAAGGCAUGAAAAUCAAUCUUGGAGAAAGCUUCUAAUCCAAAAUUAUGCUAGACCUAGGGCAUGUUUUACUCUAUGGCUUGCUAUUCUAAACCGGCUCCCAUCCAAAGAUAGAUUACUGAAGAUCAAUAUUCAUACUGAUGGAAAAUGCAGCUUUUGUGGGCAAUCUGAAAGUAUCGAACACCUGUUUUUCCUGUGCAGCUUUACCAGUAACAUUUGGAACCAUGUCAUGGCCUGGAUAGGCUAUUCUCGAAGCUGUAAGGGAUGGGAGGAGGAGAAGAAAUGGUUAUGUAUGGAAACUGCAAAGAAAGGAUGGCGUCGCUGCCUCCUUAAGCUAGCCAUUGCUGAAGUUGUUUAUCAAGUAUGGCAAAUGCGCAAUGAUAGAAUUUUUAACAACAAGGAUGCAGAUGGUGAUAUUUUGCAUAGGAUCAAGCAGACCAUUGUUAUUAGGUCUUGUGCUAAGAGAGUUUUGAAAAACCACAUGGUUUUUCACAUUUUACUCCAAAAAAAAAAAUUAACGGUUUUCAUAAAAUUUUGUAAUUAA